Neurospora tetrasperma FGSC 2508 is the source of this 1403-nucleotide messenger RNA. RefSeq lists its product as uncharacterized. The coding region runs from base 1 to 1326 and encodes 441 amino acids. Lineage: Eukaryota; Fungi; Ascomycota; Sordariomycetes; Sordariales; Sordariaceae. The transcript is spliced from 2 exons. The record is from RefSeq and is a predicted model, not a curated record.
AUGUACCUUGUCCCUAGGACAUCCGAUGAACAUGUACAAGCCGAAGCAGCCCGGUUCGUCCGCGAAGCGUGGGGCUUACAAGGCGCAGCCUACAUUGUCGUGAUCCUCCGAUACUUCAGCAGAAUCCGCCAGUUGGGAUGGCGGAAGCUGGCGUUGGAUGACUUUUUGAUGUUUGCUGCUUUGAUCACCUACACAGCCGAAACCACCGUCGCCCACGUCCUCGUCACAACCUUUCAUGGCCUAGCCAACAACGGCAUCACCGACAUUGAUCGCGCCCUCCUCUCCCCGCAAAGCGAAGAAUACCAACUCCGCAUCCUCGGCUCCAAAGCGCACGUGGCGGGACUGCUCCUCUAUACCACCCUUCUCUGGCUACUCAAGGCAUGCUGGUCGGUCUACUAUGCCCGCCUGACCGUGGGCGUGCACAACAUGCGCAUGUGGGUCGUUGGGGCGUACGUCAUCAUGCCGGCGACCUACAUGGCCUGUCUGUGCGUGGCCAUAUUCAAGUGCGUGCCGUUUGAGAAGCAGUGGCAGAUUUAUCCGAACCCGGGCAACAAUUGCACGCCAGCGGUGAGCGAGUUGCAGACGGUGUUUGUCAUGGUGAUGAACACGGUGACGGAUUUCUAUCUGCUGGCGAUUCCGUUGCCGAUGGUGUGGAAGAGUAACUUGACGUGGAGGAAAAAGUUCUUUUUGCUGUUGAUGUUCUCGGGCGGGUUCAUCGAGAUGGCAUUCGGGAUUCUGCGGUGUGUGUGUAUCUUGACGUUGGGAGAUACGGAUGCCGCGCAGAGCGGGUAUUGGUCUGUGAGGGAGAGCUUUGUCAGUUUUGUGUUGACGAACAUGCCCAUGGUAUAUCCGCUGGUCAAGAGAUUCAUGGAGAAGAGUAUCAUCUCGCUGAGCGGAGGGACGUCGGGGAUCCGCAAGGAUGGUGUAUCGGGACACAAUGGAUAUGCACUGGACAGUACUCCUAGCAGUCAGAAGGGAGGGCCGAGGAACAGGGUCGUGAUUAGCAAGACCAGCAAGCACCCCUUGUCAGACGAUACGUUAUGGGGAAGUGAGGAGAAUAUCGUGAGUUCGGACGAUGGGAAGAUGGUGAGAGGAAGUUGGAGCUCAACCGCGAGCAGUAGAGAUAUCGCUGCAACAGAUGUGAUAGCACAGGGCAGUGGAGGAGGGCGUGGAAGGACGAUGUCGGUAGAAAGAGGGGCAGACUUGAUUGAACCACAGAACUCGGGGGGAAGUGGGAGGAAUUGGAAGCAGAAGGGGAUUAUUGUUACACAUGAAGUUACGGUGACAGAGGAUAGACGGGACGCGUCGGCGGGAAGGAGGUGCUAGAUGUGUUUUGGGUUCGUAAGGAAGUUUCCGCUUCUACAGCGACCAUAUGAUAAUUAUGAUUUCUCGUUCAGAGUCCG